AGAAACAAGUUCCAGUGAAAUAAAAUACAAGUGAUAAAGAAAUCAAUCGGGAUAAGCUGUAAUAAAAGUAUCUAUUAAGAUGACAAACACACUGUUCUCUCUAGUUUGAAGCUCUUAUAUUGUUAAAUGCUAAAACAAGUGGGAUGUGAUGGUAGGUAACUGGAAAUACUGAGGAAUUCAAAAUUCAGGGAAUUUAAUAAAAUACGCAUUUCCAAUGAUGAUAGUCAUGAUCACAGGGACGUUUUUUGUGUCUUGUUUUUUUUUUUUUUGUGAGAUUCGCUGAAACUGUGUCAGUAAUUACUCAUCAACAUCAUGAGACAUGGGAAAUAUUCCCUGACAAUGCGCUGUCCCUGACAAUGCGCUGUCAAGACUAAAAAAAAAAAAAAGGUUCAGAUUGUAGUAGUUUUUAACAGCUUAGCACUUUCUCUACCAGUAUCCGUCCUAAAAUGACCGUGUGAUGAAACUUUAAGUAGGUUACUCAUUUAACAGAGACAGUGUAUGUCAGUAUUAACAAAUGUAAUCAGUUAUACAUGCAGGGAAUUAAUGCAGUAAUAAUAAUAAAGUAGCAAAUGGCUCACACCAGUUUUGUAGUACUCUCAGUCUCGGUCUCAAGACCACUUUUUGAAGGUCUUGGUUUCUUCUCAGUCUCAUAUCAAGAUCAAUUUAAGACCAAAACUGUGAGCAUAUCACUAAAUUACUUGUGCAUUGUUUGAUUUAUUUGUUAACAUUAUUACUGUGAUUGGAGGUAAAACUUCCUGCUUCAAAUGCAACCAAUACUUAUUUCUAGAAGUUUUGUUACUGUUCAACGGCUGAUAUUGCUGUGUCUGUCCAAGAAGAGAUGUCAGCCAAGUCAAAGCCCCAAAGAGUUAAUCUGCAGACUCAUCCUAAGAGAUUUGGUGAAUAUUAUUAAGGUAUACUUAAAUGAGCCUCACUCUGCCUUGAUCUUGGUCUUAACUUGGUUUCAACUCCUUAAAGUCUUGGUCUUAUCUCAGGCCUCGAUAUACUCUGGUCUUGGUUGUACCUUGGUCUCUUGCCUUGGCUUUAGAUGGUCCUGACUACAACAGGGGUCACACUGACAAAGAUUAGGAGAAGCGUUUUAUUGUUUAGGUUUGAAACAUUCAUUAGUGCUCCUGAAAACACCGAAUCCCUUGAGACCCUGAGUCACUAAGAAGAAAGAGAGGGGAGGGGGGAAAGUGCAAACCCUGACGCUAUAUUAAGUUUCUUUGCUUACUCACUGACCACAGUGCUGAGAGAGAGUGAGACAGUGGAAAAAUAGAAAAAACUCCAGAGCCAGCACAAGAAACCGAAAGCAAAAACAUGAUAUAAAAUGUUCAGGCCUCACUGUAGCAUGAAGUUAUCUCAGCUCCUGAUUCACUAGAGUUCACUGUUCACUGCUCCUCCAAGAUGACUCUUUGGUGGCAGGCUCUCAUCCUCCUUUGCUGUAUACUGAACUGUGUGGAGUCCUCUGCUCCAUCUCCGGUCCACCAGAGCGAUAAAUACCACAACUCCUUUCGCCUUGCAAGAUCCACUCGAACCCGUGUCCAGCAGCUGCAGAGGAGAUAUAAAGAGCAGCAGCUGGGAGACGGCCAGUUCGAGGACAGGAGCCGGCAGUUAAGGGACCUGCCAUCGCUUUCUACAGAUUACUACAGCUGGCUAAAUCUGACGGACUGGGAACGACUGCAUGGUGCUUUCAAGGACAUGCAAGUCUACUGGAAUAUGUUGGAGUGGAAGAGAACACAGCUGGAGAGAGAGCAGGUGACCAGAGGGGCGGCCCACAACAUUUUACCUCACAGCAUGAAGUACAUUCAGCUGGACCUGAGAGACCUGAUGAGCCAAGUCAGCAAUCAGAUGAGUUUCAUGCAGAGCUCUUGGGUGAAGCACACCUCUCCUACAGCACGGGCACCGCUGAACCCAGACACCGGCUCUAAAACAGUAUGGGACAGCCGAGUGGAGGGUUACAUCAUUCUGAGGGAUCUUGAGCUUUACCUCACCAAGCUGGCGAGAGACUUCCUCCUUCUGGCUUCAAAAGCACAAGUGACUCAGCACUGAGCGCUGGGACCGUGACAACACACAAAUGCACACAAAGGCUGAAGCGACACCGAACAGAAAAUUGGAAUAAUAUUUAAAGUGAUAACUUUAAUCAGUGCUUUAGCUGUGUUGUCAACAUGUUGCAUGGUGCUCUCAUUCAAGCGUUUUUUUUCCUACAUGAUGUUUAACUGUAUAUUUAUGGGCUUUCUUGGGUAUUUCCCACAGUUUCUGUCUUACUUCUAACUGUAAGUUAGCAAUAAGCUGCCAGAGCGAAGAGAACAUGUCCCAACAUCCUGGUUUUUCCCCCAAACCCUCAGUCUACUGGACUUUCCCAGAGAUAUAUUUACUAUUUAUUAAGAUAUUUAUUGACAUGCUAUUUAUUUCGAGUGGUUUGUUUUAUUUCUCUUACAAUAUAGAGAUAAAGAGUUUGAAAUU
Messenger RNA from Larimichthys crocea (large yellow croaker), 2463 nucleotides. RefSeq lists its product as hypothetical. The coding region runs from base 1405 to 2049 and encodes 214 amino acids. The record is from RefSeq and is a predicted model, not a curated record. Gene Ontology annotation, molecular function: cytokine activity; ciliary neurotrophic factor receptor binding. NCBI's taxonomy places the organism in Eukaryota, Metazoa, Chordata, Actinopteri, Sciaenidae. Gene Ontology annotation, biological process: negative regulation of neuron apoptotic process; positive regulation of tyrosine phosphorylation of STAT protein; ciliary neurotrophic factor-mediated signaling pathway. The transcript is spliced from 5 exons. Gene Ontology annotation, cellular component: extracellular region.